Molecule: messenger RNA, 2757 nt
Organism: Suncus etruscus (white-toothed pygmy shrew)
Lineage: Eukaryota; Metazoa; Chordata; Mammalia; Eulipotyphla; Soricidae
Gene: DDX20
Product: DEAD-box helicase 20
Exons: 11
Coding region: 1-2445 (814 amino acids)
Biological process (GO): spliceosomal snRNP assembly
Cellular component (GO): SMN complex
Molecular function (GO): RNA binding; ATP binding; RNA helicase activity
Source: RefSeq, a predicted model, not a curated record
AUGGCGGCGCUGUCGGACACCUCCACGGCGGCGGCUCCUGCGGCGGCCGUUCCGGGCCCGGGACUCGAACCCGUGGCCCCGCGGACGGCGCACGACCUGGGCGACGCCCGGGCCCGCACGGCGGACGUGCUGGCGGAACCGGCGGGCUUCGAGUCGCUGCUGCUGUCGCGGCCGGUGCUGGCGGGGCUGCGCCUGGCGGGCUUCGAGCGCCCGUCGCCCGUGCAGCUGCAGGCCAUCCCGCUGGGGCGCUGCGGGCUCGAUUUAAUUGUGCAAGCAAAGUCUGGCACCGGGAAAACCUGUGUAUUCUGCACCAUUGCUUUGGACACUCUGAUUCUGGAAAACUUAUGCACUCAGAUCUUGAUCUUGGCUCCUACAAGAGAAAUUGCUGUACAGAUACAUUCCGUUAUCACAAGUAUCGGAAUCAAAAUGGAAGGCUUGGAGUGCCAUGUCUUUAUCGGAGGGACUCCAUUAUCACAGGACAAAAUAAAACUUAAAAAGUGUCAUAUAGCUGUGGGAUCUCCUGGCAGAAUUAAACAGCUGAUAGAACUUGAGUACUUGAACCCAGGGAGUAUCCGUCUCUUUAUUCUUGACGAAGCGGAUAAACUUUUAGAAGAAGGCAGUUUCCAGGAGCAAAUAAAUUGGAUUUAUUCUUCUUUGCCCAUCAAUAAACAGAUGUUGGCAGUAUCAGCUACUUACCCCGAAUCUUUGGCGAAUGCUUUGACCAACUAUAUGAGGGAGCCCACGUUUGUAAGACUCAAUUCCAGUGAUCCAAGUCUGAUAGGUUUGAAGCAAUAUUACAAAGUUGUCAGUUCUUAUCCCUUGGCACAUAAGAUUUUUGAGGAAAAGAGCCAGCAUCUACUGGAGCUGUUUAGCAGAAUUCCAUUUAACCAAGCUUUAGUCUUUUCCAAUUUGCACAGCAGAGCACAACAUUUGGCUGAUAUCCUUUCUUCCAAAGGCUUUCCUGCUGAGUGCAUUUCGGGCAAUAUGAAUCAAAAUCAACGCCUUGAUGCUAUGACUAAACUGAAGCAGUUUCACUGCAGAGUCCUUAUUUCCACAGAUUUGACUUCUCGUGGGAUUGAUGCUGAAAGGGUCAAUCUAGUUGUAAAUCUGGAUGUACCCGUGGAUUGGGAGACAUACAUGCAUCGGAUUGGCAGAGCUGGCCGUUUUGGUACUUUGGGACUGACAGUGACCUACUGUUGUCGGGGAGAGGAAGAAAAUAUGAUGAUGAAAAUUGCCCAGAAAUGUAAUAUCAACCUUCUCUCUUUACCAGAUCCCAUUCCUUCUGAUUUGAUGGACGAGUGCUUGGAUUGUGAUGUGGAGGUCAAAGCUGCUACCCAGACAUGUGACUUAACAAUUGGGCCUGUCCUGCCCCUCAAAAAGCAAAUUCAAAAGAUAGAGAGAAAUGGCCUGAGUCAGAAAAUGCCCGGCAAUCAUCUACCUACAUCUAGAAAUAGUUCGACAGCUGGGCUCUCGGUCAAAUCAAAAAAUAAUGCCAAACAGAAGCUACCAGCUAAAAGUAACUCGGAGUGUGCGGUCACAGAAAAGGCAGCGUCCCCAAAAGAACCUGGCUGUGUCAUUCAGCUGGAGGAGCAAAUGAAGACUUCCAUUCAGAGCCCCCCUGAGGACGUGGCUAGUCAACCGCAGCUCAAAGACGGUUCCUCCGUGGCACUCCCCAAAAUUCCUUGCCUGUCUUCCUUUAAAAUCCACAUGCCAUGCGCUUUAAGUUUUGAAGAGCUGGUCCAGGAUUACGAACACUAUAUUAAGGAAGGGUUUGAAAAGCCUGUGGAGAUCAUCAGGCACUACACGGGUCACGGGGAUCAGACGGUGACGCCUGAGAAUGGUUUUGUGGGGGAGAGAAUCACGGAGGAGAGAGUGCAGAUAUUGGCCAGCAGUAGCCCGUCCGGGGACUCGGAGAGUGACAGCGACUCUGACAGCUCCAAGACCUCUAACCAGAGCAAAGGAAAUAAAGCGUACUCGGAAGGCUUUUGUGAAACGCGGCCGAAAGAGACCCAGCCCACUUCUGCGGAUGGCUGCAUCGCUGUGGAACAUGUGGAACAUUCCCGUCUGAGCAGGAAUGAAGCCCCUCGAGUAGCAGAGUAUCAGGACUCCCCUGAAAUCCAAGCGAAGGCGAGGCACAAAGAGGGUGCCAGCCAGAGAGGUAAGCACAGCCGGAGAAACCUUCCGCGGCGUUCUUCCCAUCGAUUGCAGACGGAACCCCAAGAGGAGGGCUGGCGCGACGGCCACAGGGACGCCUAUCAGGACUCUGCUGAUGCCUAUCAGGAUUAUGAGGAGUACUGGAGAGCGUACUACAGAGCAUGGCAGGAGUACUACGCUGCUGCUUCUCAGUCCUAUUACUGGAAUGCUCAGAGGCAUCCCAGUUGGAUGGCAGCCUAUCACAUGAACACCGUUUAUCUGCAAGAAAUGAUGCGAGGCCACCAGUGCUGACAGAAUAUACCUCAGUCCACCUGGAGAUUGUAUCCAGGGAUCCUUCUGGAAAGCCUUCCUCCUCAACCUACAGCACAGCAGCAGAGAGGAGUCUUUCUGACUCAUACUGGGGCUUUCUGAAACACCUUAGUUUUCAGACUUUUGAUUUUUAUGUCAGGUAUGUUCUUUUGAAAAAGAAAUUUCAGGGACCAGAUUCUUGGAAAGAAUUUUGAACACAAAGCUUAAAGGAUUCCGGGUGCUAUUCCCAAAAGAAACGUUUUAAAAAGACACAUUCCGCUGCUUACUCAAACAAUAAAAACAGUUAAAAUUUGA